Messenger RNA from Trachemys scripta elegans, 3357 nucleotides. It is a transcript of the gene LHFPL3, whose product is annotated as LHFPL tetraspan subfamily member 3. The coding region runs from base 16 to 723 and encodes 235 amino acids. Gene Ontology annotation, biological process: sensory perception of sound. Gene Ontology annotation, cellular component: plasma membrane. The record is from RefSeq and is a predicted model, not a curated record. Lineage: Eukaryota; Metazoa; Chordata; Testudines; Emydidae. The transcript is spliced from 4 exons.
GCUCUCUCGGGGAGGAUGCCCGGAGCGGCGGCGGGGGCGGCGGCGGCAGCCUCGGCAGCGGCGGGGAUGCUGCCGGCUCAGGAGGCGGCCAAGCUCUACCACACCAACUACGUGCGGAACUCGCGGGCCAUCGGGGUGCUCUGGGCCAUCUUCACCAUCUGCUUUGCCAUCGUCAACGUGGUGUGCUUCAUCCAGCCCUACUGGAUCGGCGACGGCGUGGACACCCCUCAGGCGGGCUACUUCGGGCUCUUCCACUACUGCAUCGGCAACGGCUUCUCCCGCGAACUCACCUGCCGGGGCAGCUUCACGGACUUCUCCAGCCUGCCCGCGGGAGCCUUCAAAGCCGCCUCCUUCUUCAUCGGGCUCUCCAUGACGCUCAUCAUCGCCUGCAUCGUCUGCUUCACCCUCUUCUUCUUCUGUAACACGGCCACCGUCUACAAGAUCUGCGCCUGGAUGCAGCUGACCUCGGCUGCCUGUCUCGUCCUGGGCUGUAUGAUUUUUCCUGAUGGCUGGGAUUCAGAUGAGGUAAAACGGAUGUGUGGUGAAAAGACAGACAAGUACACACUUGGGGCUUGUUCAGUCCGCUGGGCAUAUAUCCUGGCUAUUAUUGGAAUCUUGGAUGCCCUGAUCCUCUCGUUUCUGGCAUUUGUGCUUGGCAACAGACAAGACAGCUUGCUAGCAGAGGAACUCAAGUUGGAAAACAAAGAUGAUGGAAAUGCUUAAAACAAACUAAGGUAGUAUGAAACUGACUAAUUCCUGCUAAGCCAAUCCUCACUAGAAUGAGCACAAAACAAAAUGAGUAACUGCUUUUGUACAUCAACAUUAAAUGGAAAGAAGCUUGAGGAGCCUUCAAUGGAGAAGAAUGUUGACAAGUGCAAAAAUGCCUGAUUGGUAAGAGCUGCCUUCUAAACAUAGAUCAGCCAGGCAUGGAAGUGAUUUUCUGAAGAGAGAUGCAAUCAUGGAUUACACACCAGCUCAUUAGAAACUGUCACUGAAUACAGCAUUCAGAAGACAUGCAUGAAAAGUCACAUUUAGGGAAUAAAUUAAAAGGGAUGUAGUUGUUGCUAGGCAAAACUUAUGUAAUAUAUGCAUUGAAAAGGUUUGUAAACUCAUUUUUUUAUUCAACUGAAAAGCAAAAAGCUUUAAAACCUUUCACAGUAGGAGAGAGACAGUUAACUCAAGACUAUUUCUGUUCCAGUAGCCAGGAAACUGAUAGGACAUCACUCUUAAAUAAGCAUUUAUAAAUAGACUCUGAAUGUUUCCAUCUCCUAGAGGAAAAAGUAUAACUUUUACUGCAGCAUUUCUGCACUUUGUUUAUUUCACUGUAUAAUAAAUCGGUUAUAAAUGUAAAGCUUCUCAAUUUUUACUGCAUAUGUCCUCUGUUUAAUUUAUGUCUGUAACAAACUUAUAACUGAAGAAUUAUUUCUGACAUAUAUUGUAGUUCUGUGAAGGCAUAUAUACAAUAAGUUUCAUCUUUCUGAAUGUCAUAAUACUGUUGAUUCUCAUGCAACAUAGACUUGCUCCUAUUUAAGGUUGCAAAAUAAAACCACUUAUUUACAAAAAGAAAAGGGAGGGGGAGAAAUUACUUGACACCUGAAAUGUAACACACAGCUGCAGUUAAGCACUUUUGUAUUUUUUCCUGUUCUAUGUCAUAUAAUCACUUAAAUGAAAUCCAGUGGCCUGUGUUCUACAGGAGGUCAGAGAAGAUGAUCUAAUGGUCCCAUCUGGCCUUACAAUCUAUGAAUCUGACUAGUAAACAGGUACAUUUUACAGAAAACUAUGUAAAAGCCCUGGGCCAGAUUCACUGCUAUGCUCUGGCUGCUUUGUGUGGUGUGAUGCAGCUGGAGCACAGCAGUGACUGUGGCCCUUCACGUUUUAUUUUGCUUAUGUGGUGUGAGAGGCAUAUUACCACCGAGUUAUUCUGACUUCUGUGCAACGUUUUGUUGCUAUUCAUAAGGUUCCUUGCCAAGCAAACUCAUUCUGGAAAGCAAUUGAAUAGUAAGAGCAGUCUGAGGCCUGGAAUGUGAGCAGAUAAUUAUUCUAGAGAGGAGUAUUUUAGAAGUGAGCAGCCUUUGUAUUAUUUCCUGAAGCAAUUCUAAGUUCAGAAGAUUUGGAAGGCCACUAUGAUACUUGCUGGCAUUCAGAAAAAGAAGCUAGAAUAACAAUUGAUUAUUAUUACAGGCCCCAAUAACAAAUAGCUCUUGAAGAGGUACAGAGAUAAAACAGGAUUUUAACUUCCGGUUGUAAAUGAGUCACUGCAAAACAAAACUCUUCUGCAUCUAAGUGCAUGAAUCUCAGUUAUGCUUCUUUGGCUGAAGACAAUGUCUGUGACCAAAUUGUCAAUAAAUAAUGACUAGUUAUUAAAUAGCAAUGUUAGCUGUCUGUCAAGGUAGUUAUAUGGCCCUGAUCACCAUAGUAACUGCACACCUAACAUAUAUGCUUGCCAAAUACGUUUACAGAUAAAUUUGGGUGGGAUUUUCAAACACUCUGUCCCUUAGCCCAAGUCUGCAUCCAUUGUAGCCAAAGGGAGUUUCGAUUGACUUCAGUGGAUGCUGAGCACUUUUGAAAGUCACACCCAAAAGUUGUCAUCCAACAUAAAUCUAUUCCUAGUCUCUGUCACCAAAAUAAAGAGGAAGGGUAUAACAUAAGUGACUUACAUGGGUGGGUUUGGAAGCUCAUUAAGGCCCCAAUUCAGCAAGGUAUUUAAGCAUGUGAGCAAUCCCCCUGAAAUCAAUGGGACAAUUCACAUGCUCAAAGUUAGACACAUUUAGGCCUACCUUGCUAAAUGGGGUCUUAAUAAAGCUUGUUGUCAUUUACCAGUGUUGAUAUAUCAUAGGCACACUUUAUCUCAGAAGUCUGUAAAGAGGUUUACCUGAAUGUGCUACAGUAUCGUUGUAAUCAUUUGCUCCAGGGGUUACAUUGUAUUCUCAGAUUAUUGCAGUCAUGAUAUUUUUUCCUGCAAUAGAAACUGCAUUAAUUGGGUUUCUCUGUGCCAUGCAAUUUUGUUACUGCCUACUGAGUUUUGCAUCAUAGUGACUGUAUAACGAAAAAGCCCACUUUAGACAUACAAAUGUUGCAAAAAUGUGUCAUCACAAGACCUUGUGGCUCUACUAUUUCAAUUAAAAUGUACCAUAUGUACAUAAAUAAAGCAAAAAGUUACAAGGAUGUACAUCACUAAAUGUUAAUUAAGUAUAAGUAGUAUGUUUUUAUCUUUUUAAAGGUGAACGCUUUCCCAUUCCAUUCCACUGUAAUGUCAAAAAUGUGUGUAAUUUUUUUUUAAAGUCAACAAACUGUAAAGAAAAUUGUUGGAAUACCUGACUUUCUGUAAAAAACUAAACUGAAAUAAAAUUACUACAA